CGACGUCGACUAUUCCUAGUGCUUGCCCACCACCUCCCGUUCAUUCGCAACCACCACCGCACCGACAAGGUGAAUAGCUUGCUUGAAUCGCUCGUCCUAAAAAGACGGCGACACUCAUUCUGAGCUCUGGACUUACGACGAUUCUUUUCUGGCAGUUUCCCCGGUCCUUUACUCCCCACCGUAAUUCAACAUGGUUCGCGUAUCCGUCCUUAACGACUGCCUCAACAACAUCGUCAAUGCCGAGCGCCGCGGCAAGCGCCAGGUGCUCAUCCGCCCCUCCUCCAAGGUCAUCGUCAAGUUCCUCUCCGUCAUGCAACGACAUGGUUACAUCGGCGAGUUUGAGCUGAUUGACGACCACCGUUCAGGGAAAAUCGUCAUCCAGCUGACCGGUCGGCUGAACAAGACCGGUGUCAUCUCCCCCCGAUUCAACAUCCAGGUCAAGGACAUCGAGAACUGGGUCAACUUGCUCCUUCCUGCACGUCAGUUCGGGAAGCUUAUCCUCACCACUUCCAGUGGUAUCUUAGACCACGAAGAGGCCAGGAGGAAGAACGUCGGUGGCAAAAUCCUCGGCUUUGUCUACUAGACACCUUUUUGGGUUUGUUCGGGGUAGAGCGGCAGUUGUGGUGCGGUGGUCGGAAGUGAGCGCCGGCGUGCGCAGAGACAUGUAUUGCUAAUGCUUAAGAUAUGCUGAGCAAUAUGACACUUUACGCU
Molecule: messenger RNA, 711 nt
Organism: Dacryopinax primogenitus
Lineage: Eukaryota; Fungi; Basidiomycota; Dacrymycetes; Dacrymycetales; Dacrymycetaceae
Product: ribosomal protein S15a
Exons: 4
Coding region: 191-583 (130 amino acids)
Biological process (GO): translation
Cellular component (GO): cytosolic small ribosomal subunit; ribosome
Molecular function (GO): structural constituent of ribosome
Source: RefSeq, a predicted model, not a curated record